AUGAGUGAAGAUAACGAUUUAUUCAUUAAUCUGGCUACUCCGGAUCAGCAGAUUUCAAACUCUUCUAAUUCUAUGAACAAGGUUUCCGGUGGGAGAUGGAAGGAUAGAAGAAAGCUGAGAAUGCUAAUGGAUAAUAGACCAAAAAGAGAUAAAAGGUCUUAUGACAAUGAAGAAGUAGAAGGUUCUUUCAACCGAAAGGACAAAAAGGCUAAGAAACAGGAUAAAAUUAAUGAUAAUCCAGCAGUCACAAAUGCUCAUACCAAACAAAUUGACCAGAGACUAUCACAAAAUAAAAAAGGUAAUCCAGUUAAUGUCGAUAGUCAAAUUGUUUCUUCAUUAUUUACUUCUAACAGAGAAAUUACUACUUCGGAAAAUACAAACAAACACGAUAAGAAUGCAGAAGUAGUAGCGUCAAAUGCUCCAUUAGCGGCUAAUACAUUUGCUGAUCUAGGUAUCGAAGAACCAUUACUGUCAUACUUAUCAACUAAAAUGAAUAUUGAGAAACCUACCUCCAUUCAAAAAUUGGUUAUUCCUCAUCUUUCUUCUGUUGCAAACGAUAAUGAUUUGUUUAUUCACGCCCAAACAGGUUCCGGUAAAACUCUAGCAUAUCUACUACCGAUACUUUCUUCAGUCCUUAACAUGAAAACACAUGUUGACCGAAAAUCAGGAUCUUUUGCAUUGAUCAUUGCACCAACAAGAGAAUUGGCUUCACAAAUUUAUGAUGUUGCAACUAAUCUAACAAAUUGUUGCAGGUAUUUAGUACCAUGUUUAUUAAUUGGUGGUGAGAGGAAAAAAUCAGAAAAGGCAAGAUUACGUAAAGGUUGUAACCUUAUCAUUGGUACACCUGGUCGUAUUUUAGAUCAUUUGCAAAAUACACAAGUAAUUAAAGAACAAAUGGCUUCUUCUUUAAGAUAUGUUAUUCUUGAUGAGGGUGACAAAUUAAUGGAAUUAGGAUUUGAAGAAACCCUGCGUAAUAUCUUUGAAAUUAUCCACAAUAUCCCAAUUGAUACUGACACAUUCCCAAAAUUACCUUCAAGAAUUAUGCAUGUCCUGUGUAGUGCAACAUUAAAGGAGAAUGUUAAACAACUAGGAAAUGUGACACUAAAAAAUUAUAGAUUAAUUUCAAAUUCUCAAAAGGGUAGUAAAACAAAUGAUGAAUCUGUUAUAACAGCUGUUCCAGACCAAUUACUCCAAAACAUCACAAUAGUACCACCAAAAUUAAGAUUAGUUACAUUGGCUGCAGUACUAAAUAACAUUACCGUAAAACAUAUGAAGGAAGAUGAUGGUACUUAUCGUACUAUGAUUUUCUUAUCAUGUGCUGAUAGUGUCGAUUUCCAUUUUGAAGCAUUCUCAUCAAUGGAUUCUCGUCAUAAAGAUCUAGUAGAGGGCGCUGUAAGAUUGUUAACAAAAGGAAGUUCUGUCUUCCCAUGUUUCAAGGAAGAUGAAGAACCAAAUGUUAUUUUUUAUAAAUUACAUGGUUCAUUAUCCCAACAGGUCAGAAGUUCCACUUUAAAACAUUUUGCAUCUAAUAAAGAUGCUACUAAAGGAAAGCACUUGGUCUUAUUUUGUACCGAUGUUGCAAGUAGAGGUUUAGAUUUACCACAUGUGGGUACCGUCAUUGAGCUUGAUCCUCCAUUUAAUGUCGAAGACCAUCUUCAUAGAAUCGGUCGUACUGCCCGUGCAGGUAGAACAGGUGAAAGUAUAUUAUUUUUAAUGCCAGGAGAGGAAGAAGGUUAUAUGGAUGUCAUUAAACCUUACCAUAAAAUGGGUUGGACUUUAUUGAAAUUCGAUAAGGAUAUAUUGAUGCCAGCAUUCAGUGAAACCAACGUUGGAAGAAAUGACAUGAAAGAGAGAAAGAAAAAGGACAUUGAUCUGGAAUGGGAUACAAAUGCAACAACAUGGCACUUGAAUGUCGAAAGAAGAAUUCUGGAAGAUUCCGAAUUUAAGGAUGUUGCUUCUAAGGGUUAUAGCAGCCAUAUCAGAGCUUACACAACCCAUAUUGCAAGUGAAAAAGCCAUAUUUAAUGUAAAAUUUAUUCAUUUGGGUCAUCUAGCCAAAAGUUUUGGUUUACGUGAAAAACCUAAAACUAUGGGUAUUCAAACUAGCAAGCAACAAAAGGAAAUUGGUGAAUCAAAGAAAUCGAAAGAAGGUAACAAGAACAAGAUGUGGCGUAUUGCACGUAUGACUGCCAAAGACACGGCUAAUGAAUUUAAUUAUUAA
This is a messenger RNA of Maudiozyma saulgeensis, 2220 nucleotides long. The record is from the annotation of a GenBank genome assembly. Lineage: Eukaryota; Fungi; Ascomycota; Saccharomycetes; Saccharomycetales; Saccharomycetaceae.